Drosophila sechellia is the source of this 1672-nucleotide messenger RNA. RefSeq names its product LTV1 ribosome biogenesis factor (gene LTV1). The transcript has 2 exons. Bases 96 to 1571 code for a protein of 491 amino acids. The record is from RefSeq and is a predicted model, not a curated record. Gene Ontology annotation, biological process: ribosomal small subunit biogenesis; ribosomal small subunit export from nucleus. Gene Ontology annotation, cellular component: preribosome, small subunit precursor; nucleus; cytosol. NCBI's taxonomy places the organism in Eukaryota, Metazoa, Arthropoda, Insecta, Diptera, Drosophilidae.
AAAGCAGAAAUACAAAAUCCCUUUCUGGGUGGCAGCUCCAGCAGGCACAUGUGUUUCUCUGUAUUUACAAAAGAUUUUCCGAAAACAAUCCAAUAAUGGUUAAGGGCAAGAAGCCGUACAUUGACCGCAAAAAGGCGGUCACCUUCCAUUUGGUGCAUCGCAGUCAACACGAUCCCCUGGUGACCGAUGAAAAUGCUCCGCAGAGGGUGCUCCUCGAGGCGGCGGCGCGCCAGCAGAAGCCGAAGGAUCCAGAGCCACCCACCGAUCCCGCCCAGCGGCAGGAGGAGCUAAAGAAGUUUGGUAUUCACUUCGACGAUGACUAUGAUUACAUGCAGCAUCUGAAGAAACGCGAGAACGACGUGGUUUGGGAGUUCAUUGAGAAUCCCAAUCAAGCGAGAAAGCAAAAGGAUAGCGAGAUACCGGGCCCUGCGCCCAAGCUAAUGCUACCCAGCUCGGUGUUCGCCAGCGAGUUUGAGGAAUCCGAGGGCAUGCUAAAUAAGGCGGCUCCGCAAACCUUACGUCUGGACUGGGAUCCCGAUGUGGUCGCUGCCCUGGACAGCGAUUGUGAGAACGAAGAGCUGGAAGAUGACUUCGUAAUGCAGGCCAUGGCUGAGGGCGACUCCGACGACGAGGAGUGGGAUGACGAAGAUGGGGAGGAGCAGUCCGACAUGGACUUCGAUUCCGAUGACCUAAACGAGGAUGAAAAUGAGGACGAACUAAUGGAUCGCUUGGCACCCCUGAUGCGCGAACGUCGCUUUGACGACGAGGAGCUCAAGUCGCGCUUCACCGAGUACUCCAUGUCAUCCAGCGUAAUUCGGCGCAAUGAGCAGCUGUCCCUAUUAGACGAUCGCUUCGAGAAGUUUUACGCCACAUACGAUGAUCCGGAGCUGGGUGACCUCGCUCUGGAGGACAUCGAAGGCAACUGGCACCAGAAACAUCCCGUUGUGAUGCAGUGCUUCCAGGAGUUCAAGAAGAAGGACAAGAGCAUCGAGUAUAACAAGGAGUGGGAUCGCGAGCGCAUCGAAAAGUAUCGAAAUGUGGUCGAGGGCGAAGAAGAUCCCACGGAGGAGCUGGUGGAAUACGAGGUCGAUGACCCUAAGCAGAAGAAGUGGGACUGCGAGUCUAUCUUGUCCACCUACUCAAAUAUCUACAAUCACCCGAAGGUGAUCGAUGAGCCGCGACGCAGUCGUCGUUCCAGUGCAAGCACAAAUCCAGCUCCCAUUCAGAUCGACCCGAAGACAGGCCUGCCCACAAAUGUCCUGCGCGGUGGGGUCGAUGGCCAACUGACAGCCAAGGCGCUUGCUAACCUGGCCGAUGAAUCACCCGCUGCCACUGGGCCAAAGUCACUGUGCGCCAAAUCGGUGCUCUCCACAUUAAGCGUUCUGUCCAUCAGACCCAAGGACGAGACCCCCGAGGAGAAAAAGGAGCGGAAGCGCCUGCUGAAGGACUAUCGCAACGAGCGUCGCAUCGAAAAGAAGGCCAACACGGAGGCCUUCAAGGAGGAGAAGAAGCGACAGACGCACGUGAAGAUCAACCAGCGAACCAACCAACAGGGAGCCUCCAUCGUCUAGCUUAAGUUUCCGGCUCUGUUCUCUAGGCUUAAAUGUGAAAUGUAUACACAGGCGUAUAUGUUAAGUGAUAUCUAUAAACGAUCGAUUGGAUAAACGACAAA